This is a messenger RNA of Rhineura floridana, 1835 nucleotides long. It is a transcript of the gene ZCWPW2, whose product is annotated as zinc finger CW-type and PWWP domain containing 2. The record is from RefSeq and is a predicted model, not a curated record. The transcript is spliced from 9 exons. NCBI's taxonomy places the organism in Eukaryota, Metazoa, Chordata, Lepidosauria, Squamata, Rhineuridae. Gene Ontology annotation, cellular component: nucleus. The coding region runs from base 618 to 1667 and encodes 349 amino acids. Gene Ontology annotation, molecular function: zinc ion binding.
GAGCCACCGCGGAGGGAAACACGAAAAAGAUUUCGAAGCUCCUGAAGUUUGUGCUCCUCAGCCACCGCCUCACGACACUCAUCGUUCUCCACCCAGCCCGACAGUGGAAGCGGCACCCCUAACAAGGAGAGAAAACACUCCUAGGACACCUUUCUUUUCAACACUUCUCACACACCAGGAAGCCAACCUUCCGCCCUCUCUUCUCACGUGACCGCAACGGGUACUCGCCUUCCCACCUCCAUGCUGGAAAUAGUCUCAUAGCACCAGUGGCGAAGCAUGCCGGGAUUUGUAGUCUCGCUUUCAGAUUCCGCGAUACGGAGCCGGGGAGAACGAAGAGAGACAGGCGAGAGAGGAUAUAAGCGUGCGUGAGAGUCAACGGUGAGGGUUCUUCCCAGCAUACAACGCGGGGAGAUAGAGCAAAUCGGGAUUUGUAGUCCAGUGUUUGGCGAAACUGUGGUGUGAGAAGAUUUACCUUGUAUCGCGUCCCUCCUUUGUUUUCUCACCUCGGAGGAGAAGGAGCUACUGUUUGCCAUCUCUAAAGCUACAGCCCUGUUCACUCUUAUCUUGGAAGGAAACAAGUAUUCCACUCUGAUUUAUAAGAGUGAAGAUUCUAUUAUAUGGAUUCUGUAUCAGAUAAUUUUUAUUUAGAUAAAGUAUGGGUACAAUGUGAGAACAGCAGCUGUUUAAAAUGGAGACUCUUACAACAUGAUGAUACAACACAUAUUGAUCGCAACGCACCAUGGUAUUGUUAUAUGAAUCCUGAUCCUUGGUUUAAUAAAUGUUCUGUUUCUGAAGAACAUUUUCCUGAGGAGUCUCAGUUUCAAAAACAUGGAUUAAAGUAUGUGUAUUCAAAGCUUCCUCUAGGAAGCUUAGUUUUGGUGAAAAUGCACACAUGGCCAAGGUGGCCUGGCAUUCUUUGUCCUGAUCCUGUUACUGGAGAAUAUGUGACAUAUGACUUGGAUGGAGAUGUUGAAAGUCAUCAUGUAGAGUUUCUGGGGAAACCCCAUUCCAAGAGCUGGGCCGCCAUAAAAUCCAUUACCUAUUAUCCUAGCUCAUUCAAGCUCUUCCCUUGUGCUCUGUGGAGGCACGAGGGAGGAAGUGGAGAGUCAGACAGCGCUGGAGGGCAAGGAGGAGUAGAAGGCAGAAGCAGCAGAAUCGAAGUGAAGAGCUGUGGAGAUGUAAUAAAGAAUAAAGAAGCCAAAACAAAAACAAAAUCUGACAUGAUCACAUGCAACAAAACAGAAAAAAACUGGACAAAGAGUUGUGGCGGGGGAAGUAGCUGCAGAACUGGAAGAAAGAAAAAGAGAAGAAUGUUUACAAGUUCACUUGAAAUAGCAGGCUCAGAAGAUCCAUUGUCAAAUGAAAAUCUAGUUGUUUCUGAGACAGAAAUUAUACUAAAAGAUUUGGACCAAAUUAUCAAGCAUAUUGCAGCCCCCUCCAGCCCAUCUUUUGCAUCAUUUGUGGAUGGAGAGAACAAUCAUGUGAGGGAAGAGGUAGCUAACUGCUGCUUGCAGUUAACUGAAAAAAGGCCAAUGGAAAUCAGCACCCAAGAGGACUGUAUUAUAAUUGAUGGAAAAGCUUUCAAGGCUGGAGAGUGCAUUGAGAGCAUAACAGACAGGUUUAAGGAAAUAGAUUCUUUAAUGGCUGAAUUCCAAGACAGCUUGUAGCACUGAUAAGAAAGAACCUAUUAUACUAUUUACAGCUUUAGAGUGCAUUCUUUUUCACAUAUAUAGGGAGUUCCUUAACAGCAGUUCAACAAUGUAGUUAGUGUGAAGUUAGACUCAGUUUAACAGAUUUGUUUGCUUUGUUCAUUGAUAAAAUUGCUACAAAACUUA